AUGGUCCUGAAGCAGAGUUCGACAAGCAGAAGGCCUUCCGGGGGAUCCAGCAGCAGAUCGACAAGCCGAACGUUAGGCGUUCCCUCUGCCAGCCACAUUAGUAGCGCCUCAGCCACCGGAAGUGUUCGCGGCCGUGAUAAGCCAUCUACGGCGUCGGCCAAGGCAACAAACACAAAGGAUCCUACUGAAGCUGGUAGAAAUGUCCCCAAGAGAUCCAAGAAACCUUUGGACUCUACGGCAAAGUCGAGGCUAGGGAAGUCGGCAGACUCGUCCAAGAAUGCAAACGUCUUCCUACCAGCGGGACAGAAGAUGGCCCAGUUAAAUGGGAGUAUCACCUCCUCCAGCGCUAAGCCUCAGCCACCGGUAUUAAAGCCGCUUGACCAGAGUGACACGCUCCAAGUAGCCGCCCAACUAUACUCCUGGUUAUACAUGAAUAAUAGCUUGAAGAAAGCCCACGAUUUCUCGAAUGCUGCAGCACGGGAAGCCAUUGAGAGCUUCCGGCGGAGGUUACAAGAAGAAGAGUCUGACAUUUCGGAUCGACAUAUACGCUUCGAGGCUGAACGGUUGAUAGCCUUCCUCGAGGAGUUAGCGUCGAGUGAGAUCGCUGCAGAUGUGGCAUGGGUAAUACGGGGACUCAUGAAGCACGAAGAAGAGACUACUCCUUUACUCGCCGAAGCUUUGACUUUGGCAGGACACGGAGUCAGGAACAUCGACUAUGUUUCGCCCAUGCAUCGGCUCAAUGACCUCCUCAGUGACUUGGCACGCUUAAGAACAAAAAGUACAACUCUGGAGACGGCGCUGCACCGCAUCCUAUCAAGACACCACCGAGAAGAGUCGUACCUGAAGCCGGUUCUCCAAGCAUAUCUGCCUGUUUUGCAUGCGAGAGCCGAUAACUUAGACACUGCCACUGAACUCAUCCUAGAUAUAAAAGAAAACAUUGGGAUGUGGUUGGAACGGGAAAGUCUGGUACUGGACACCGGUGGAACCUAG
Gloeophyllum trabeum ATCC 11539 is the source of this 990-nucleotide messenger RNA. RefSeq lists its product as uncharacterized. The transcript has 6 exons. The coding region runs from base 1 to 990 and encodes 329 amino acids. The record is from RefSeq and is a predicted model, not a curated record. Lineage: Eukaryota; Fungi; Basidiomycota; Agaricomycetes; Gloeophyllales; Gloeophyllaceae.